Huiozyma naganishii CBS 8797 is the source of this 1410-nucleotide messenger RNA. It is a transcript of the gene TPK3, whose product is annotated as cAMP-dependent protein kinase catalytic subunit TPK3. Bases 1 to 1410 code for a protein of 469 amino acids. Gene Ontology annotation, biological process: peptidyl-serine phosphorylation. Lineage: Eukaryota; Fungi; Ascomycota; Saccharomycetes; Saccharomycetales; Saccharomycetaceae. Gene Ontology annotation, cellular component: nucleus; cAMP-dependent protein kinase complex. The record is from RefSeq and is a predicted model, not a curated record. The transcript has a single exon. Gene Ontology annotation, molecular function: ATP binding; cAMP-dependent protein kinase activity.
AUGCAGUUUCAGCGAAAGGAAAAAAAAGGAAAAGUGAAAAUGCAGGAUUUCGAGAUACUCGAUAAUGUGACGUUUACAAGAGGGGGAGUCGACGGUUUAGCGGUAAGAGGUCCGAGAGACAGGGUUGAGCAACGGUUUUGGAUGUAUUUGGACCCGCAGAGUAAUAACACGCUGCAAAAGCUUUUGUUGCCGAUAAAAUCGAAGGCUGAGUCCUCGUAUGGCUCUGUCCGGGCAUGGAGGAACGGGAAAAUUAAUGAUAAGGAUAUGGUGGAAGCCAAACUCAAGGAUGAGUUGACGGUAACUAGUGAGUCGAAUCUGGAUGGUAGGACGUUGGUCAUGAGGGAGCACAAUGUCAAGCAACCGGUUGCUGCUGUACCAGCAGUUCCGUCAGAAAAAUGUGUGACACUUGCCCCGUCGCAUGUAAAUCCGUUGACCACUGGGAGGCCAACAUCCGGGAAGUACACACUUAGGGACUUUCAACUGUUAAGAACGCUGGGGACUGGUUCCUUUGGGAGAGUACAUCUCAUACGUUCAAAGCACAAUGGUAGAUUCUAUGCGCUGAAGGUGCUCCGAAAGAAGACUGUAGUAAGACUUAAGCAAGUCGAGCACACAAAUGACGAAAGGAAGAUGUUAUCUGUUAUAACCCACCCAUUUAUUAUCCGACUGUGGGGUACGUUUCAGACCUCUCAAUACGUCUUCAUGGUCAUGGACUAUGCGGAGGGCGGCGAACUUUUCAGUUUGUUGAGGAAAUCUAAACGGUUUCCUAACCCUGUAGCCAAAUUUUACGCUGCUGAGAUAUGCCUGGCACUGGAGUAUUUGCACGAUCUGAAUAUAAUAUACCGGGAUUUGAAACCAGAGAAUAUUCUGCUGGAUAAGAACGGUCAUAUUAAGGUGACGGAUUUUGGUUUCGCCAAAUAUGUUCCCGACAUAACGUAUACGUUAUGUGGAACACCAGAUUAUAUUGCCCCCGAGGUAGUCAACACGAAGCCAUACAACAAGUCUGUUGACUGGUGGAGUUUUGGUAUUCUCAUAUACGAGAUGCUAUCGGGACACACUCCGUUUUACGACAAGAAUACGAUGAAGACUUACGAAAACAUCAUCAACGCCCCAUUGAUAAUACCGGCGUACGUCACUGAGGAUGCAAAAGACAUUUUAAAAGGGCUGAUAAAUAGAGAGCUCAGUGAAAGGUUGGGGAAUCUACAAGGCGGCACCGCCGAUGUGAAAGCUCACCCAUGGUUUAGCGAGGUCGCCUGGGAGAAACUGCUCGCUAGAAGUAUAGAAACUCCGUACGAACCACCUAUCAGGCAUGGACAAGGGGAUUCCUCCCAAUUUGAUAGAUACGCAGAGGAGGAGAUAAACUAUGACUUCGAUGGGGAAGAUUCGUACGGUGACCUGAUGAAAGAUUUUUGA